AUGAGUAUGUCUUCAUCAAUUCCUUCUUCUCUAAGUCAAACAUUAUCAUUAAUUCAACAAAAAACUUCAUUUGGCUUCGCUUUACUCUUUCUCAUUUUCGGUGUAACUGGAUGUUUUCUCAACAUAUUACUCUUUUCUCGACGACAAUUUCGCAGUGUGUCUUGUUCUGCAUAUUUUCUGGCAUCGUCGGUUGUGAUGUUCAUUCAAUUGAGUUUUUCUGCUUGUACAAGUCUUUAUGCAUCAUAUUACGAUUUUUCAAUAAUUUAUUCGAUAUCAUUUUGUAAAUUAUGGUUUUAUAUUCUCAAUUCGACCUCGAUUAUGUCACGUUGGAUAUUAAGUGCUGCAUGUUUAGAUCGUUAUGCACUUUCAUCACGAAAUAUUCGUUUAAGAAAUUUAGCAAAUGUUCAAACAGCUCAUCGAGUUAUUUUCCUUAUUAUUCUAAUCGCAUUAAUCUUUCCAAUUCAUAUUCUUGUUUUAUACGAUAUCAAAUCACGGAAUUGUAAUAUAUUUAACAAUUAUAUCGGUUCAGUUUACAAUGUAAUUGUUUUAAUGAUUAACACGGGAAUAAUUCCAUUGAUUGUGAUGAUUAGUUGUACUUUGUUGAUUCGAAAGAAUCUUUUAGAAAAACAAAAACGUCGUCAAAUUCUUGAAAAUCAGCCAGUACAUACGAUGAAUCACGAAGAUGAAGUUCGACGUAAACGUGAUCAACAAGCUCUUCGAAUGUUAUUCGCACAAGUCAUAAUUUUUGUUGUGAUCAUCACACCGUAG
Molecule: messenger RNA, 768 nt
Organism: Adineta ricciae
Lineage: Eukaryota; Metazoa; Rotifera; Eurotatoria; Adinetida; Adinetidae
Source: the annotation of a GenBank genome assembly